Molecule: messenger RNA, 1323 nt
Organism: Chaetura pelagica (chimney swift)
Lineage: Eukaryota; Metazoa; Chordata; Aves; Apodiformes; Apodidae
Gene: CHRNA3
Product: cholinergic receptor, nicotinic, alpha 3 (neuronal)
Exons: 4
Biological process (GO): chemical synaptic transmission; regulation of membrane potential; nervous system process
Cellular component (GO): postsynaptic membrane; neuron projection; synapse
Molecular function (GO): acetylcholine-gated monoatomic cation-selective channel activity; transmembrane signaling receptor activity
Source: RefSeq, a predicted model, not a curated record
AUGGAGAGCACGCAGGCUCUCCUUUUAACUGCUGCCGUUUGCCUUCUCUGUCAAGAUUUAUUCCAAAAAUAGAUCUGGAAUGAUUACAAGCUUCGGUGGAAUCCAGCAGACUAUGGAGGUGCUGAAUUCAUCCGAGUACCAUCUGGCCAGAUCUGGAAGCCAGAUAUUGUUUUAUAUAACAAUGCAGUUGGGGAUUUCCAGGUUGAUGACAAGACCAAGGCUCUAUUAAAAUACACGGGUGAUGUGACAUGGAUACCUCCAGCUAUAUUUAAAAGCUCAUGUAAAAUAGAUGUAACCUACUUCCCAUUUGACUACCAGAACUGCACCAUGAAGUUUGGUUCCUGGUCUUAUGAUAAAGCCAAAAUUGACUUAGUUUUAAUUGGCUCUACAAUGAACCUAAAAGAUUACUGGGAGAGCGGAGAAUGGGCUAUUAUUAAAGCUCCUGGGUAUAAACAUGACAUCAAAUACAACUGCUGUGAAGAGAUAUACCCAGACAUCACAUAUUCUCUUUACAUUAGGCGUUUACCUUUAUUUUACACUAUCAAUAUGAUUAUUCCAUGUCUGCUGAUUUCUUUUCUGACUGUGUUAGUUUUCUAUUUGCCUUCAGACUGUGGCGAGAAGGUAACACUCUGCAUAUCAGUCCUUCUAUCCUUAACAGUGUUCCUUCUUGUUAUCACAGAAACCAUACCUUCUACUUCCCUGGUGAUUCCACUUAUUGGGGAAUACCUCCUUUUCACCAUGAUAUUUGUAACUCUAUCUAUUGUCAUUACUGUGUUUGUACUUAACGUGCACUACAGAACACCCAAGACACACACAAUGCCUGUGUGGGUGAGAACCAUUUUCUUGAACUUACUUCCCAGGAUCAUGUUUAUGACAAGACCUGCCAGUGAUGAAGAGAAUAAUCAGAAGCCAAAACCAUUUUUCACUUCUGAGUUUUCAAACUUGAAUUGCUUCAACAGUUCUGACACCAAAUGUUGCAAAGAUGGCUUUGUGUGUCAAGAUAUGGCAUGCAGCUGCUGUCAGUACCAACGGAUGAAGUUCUCUGAUUUCAGUGGCAAUCUCACAAGAAGUUCAAGUUCUGAGUCUGUAGAUCCUCUGUUUUCAUUUUCAGUUCUGUCACCAGAAAUGAGAGAUGCUAUUGAAAGUGUUAAAUACAUUGCAGAAAAUAUGAAAAUGCAGAAUGAAGCCAAAGAGAUUCAGGACGACUGGAAAUACGUUGCCAUGGUAAUCGAUCGUAUUUUUCUCUGGGUUUUCAUCCUGGUAUGUAUUCUAGGAACAGCAGGAUUGUUUUUACAACCUUUGAUGGCUGGAGAUGACAUGUAA